UCUCGAAAGAGAGAUAUGUUGCUCGAGUGGCCUCAGAGAAAACUGGACUUUGAUCCCCAGAUAAAGGACCUGGAUUACCAGUACUCCCCGAGUCGCUGGUCCCACCGGUUUGAACCAGAGGCCGCUGUACAGGACCAUGUCUGUGUGACGCAAAGUGAAACAGACAAAGCCAGGUCCCAGCUACAGUGUGAGCUGGAUGUACCCUAUGGAGACAGGGAAGGGGACAGGCUGGAUAUUUACAAACCUCAGGACUGCAGGAGUGAUGCUCCCAUAUUUGUGUACAUCCAUGGAGGAUACUGGCAGUUCUUAAGUAAGGAUCAAUCAGCAUUCAUGGCCACCACACUGACAGCAGUAGGAGUUAUGGUAGUGGCUGUGGACUAUGACAUCGCACCAAAAGGAACCUUGGAUGUGAUGGUGGACCAAGUCAGAAGGGCCGUCUCCUUCCUGAGUGAAAAAUUCCCCUCAUCAAGGGGUCUGUACAUAUGUGGCCACUCUGCUGGGGGUCAGCUGUGUGCCAUGGUCCUGUCUAGUAACUGGUCAAAGGUCAGUGAUGGCAGGGUGCCAGAAAUCAAAGGUGCCUUUCUUGUGUCUGGAGUAUAUGACGUGACACCACUUGUCAAGACGUAUGUUAAUGAACCCCUGAAGAUGACAGAGGAGGAUGCUCGGAGAAACUCACCCUGCCUAUUUACUGAUGCUGUUCUGAAAAACCAUCCCAGCUGUAAGAUUCUAGUUGUUUUUGCAGAGCACGACCCUCCUACGUUUCACAGGCAGUCAAAGGAGUAUACCGAGCAGUUAAAGGGACUGGGUAUGGAGGUGUCCUGUGUGGAGAUCCCAGACACAGACCACUUCAAUGUUGUACAUAACCUCGCAGAGGAACAGUACCAACUCACAAAGAUGGUAAUUGCGGAAAUGACAUCUUAAACUUGGUACUGAUUAGCAGAAAAUAAAAAAUGAAGAACGUGGACAAAAAGUUUUGACAGUUUUCUUUAAGUUUUUUUUUCAUUUAGAGCGCGAAUAAGAACUGCUUGUCAGUUAUUUUAUUAGUAGCAUUAAUGACAAUGAAGUUUAUUGCAUAUUCAUAUCCCAAAGGGGCUAAAUAUAGUAAGUUUGAUGCAAAGAGAAUAAGAGAGAAUAUCUGAGCUCUGAUUGGCCAAUUAUACAGAGCACCCUGGCCUGACGCAAUGUGACAGCCAAUAGGAGGCAUGCAAAGGGUAAUAUUUUAAGUAACAGCGGCACCACUCUUUGUCACUUCUUAAAAAAUUUUUAAUAAAGUUAUUAGAAACC
Molecule: messenger RNA, 1284 nt
Organism: Branchiostoma floridae (Florida lancelet)
Lineage: Eukaryota; Metazoa; Chordata; Leptocardii; Amphioxiformes; Branchiostomatidae
Product: kynurenine formamidase-like
Exons: 11
Coding region: 16-921 (301 amino acids)
Cellular component (GO): cytoplasm
Molecular function (GO): arylformamidase activity
Source: RefSeq, a predicted model, not a curated record